AUGUAUGUCGGAGCAGAAAAGGAAAGAUCGGAGAAGUUGAAAAAUCCGUCCGAUAUGGGAGCGUGCGCGAGCAAGUUCAAGGAUUCCAAGGACGCGACGGCCGACGAAGCACCGCCGCCGCCUGCCAAGGAGGAGACGGCGGUGGAGUCGGCGCCGGUGCUGGCGCAGAGGGAAGUGAAUCUUGAAAAAGAAGUCGAUAGGGAUGAUGUGCCGCCGGCGGCGGCGGAGGCGGAGGCGGCGGGUGGUGAAGCCAAAUCUCAGUCUCUCGGCCGUCUGUUCGAAGAGGUGAAAUUGGAAGUAAAACAAGAAGUUCCAACGGAGGAAAAGAAAAAAGUAGAAAGUGGUGGUGGUCUAGAGACCGAAGAAAAGAGAGCAGAUGAUUUGAAACCCGCAAGUGAGGAUGUGGAAAAUGAAGCACCUCAGGCAGAAGCUGGAGAAAAACAAGCGGAAACUCCACAAACUGAAACAUCAGAGGAAGUAGAGACUGCCAAGAUUGAAAAGGCCGAUGAGAACCAAGCAGACCAAGUAUCUGGUUUAGACAAGAAAUGUGAAACUCUUGAGGCAGAUAAAAAAACUGAGGAACCCAGUCCAGUUUUAGAAGAAGAAGAAAAGAAGGAAAUUGAAGAGAAACUGACCCAGAUUUCUAUUAUUGAGGAACAGAAACCAGCUUUGGAUGAUGAAAUUAAGAAAGUUGAAGAGAAACAGGCUGGGACUAGACAAAAUGAGGAACAGAAGCCAGCUUUUGAUGAGGAAAAUAAGAUAGUUGAAGAGAAACAGACUAAGGCUACAAAAGUUGAGGAACAGACGCCAGUUUCUGAUGAGGGGAAAGAGGAAGUUGCAGAGAAAAUGGUUGAGAUUAUGGAAACUGAGGAACAAAAACCAACUUCUGAAGAGGAAAAGAAGGGAAUUGAAGAGAAACCUGUUGAAGUGGAGAUACAGACACCAGCUUCAGGUGUGGAGGAGAAAACUGAGGAGAAACUGGCUCAGAAUGCAAACAAUGAAAAAUCAGUGGAUGAAAUAGAGGCUAAACAAGUUGUUGAUCCCCUGAAGGCAGAAACUGCUGUAGAGAACAAACCAGAUGAGAAAGUUGAAACACCAGAGGCAAAAAAUGAAGAGCAGGCUCGAGUUUCAGAUGGGAAGACGGCUAAAACUGGUGAAGACAGGGCAGAAGACAUGUGAGCAGGACUAGCACGGAGAAUGACGUGUCAAAAAACCAGCUAAAAGCUAUGGAAAGUUUAUGGAUUUUGAGAAGUGGUUUUUCAUAUUAUCGAGUAUAGUUCUGUGGUCCUUUUCUUUUUAUUUUUUUGGUUGAACAUAUUCUUUUUCUGUUUUGGUUGAUUGAUUUGUUUGCUGUGCUUUAAACCUUUUAUCUCAAUCCUGGUUCAUUGCAGUGGUUUGUAUGAAUGUCAAUAUCAACAUUUGCUAUUUUCCAAUGUUCUUUUUCAAUAUUCUAAAUCUUGGAAAAAGCUUUCAUUUUGCUGGGAAACUCUGGAAAUAUCAUGAUGUGUAUUAAAA
Molecule: messenger RNA, 1515 nt
Organism: Striga asiatica
Lineage: Eukaryota; Viridiplantae; Streptophyta; Magnoliopsida; Lamiales; Orobanchaceae
Source: the annotation of a GenBank genome assembly